AGCAGCUCAGUGUCUGUCAGCCAGUGGCUCAUAAUCAACACAAACCGGUGGAAAAGUGUGGGAAUUUGAGCGUGAGAAUGUCGACGCAAAAGCAACUAUUUACAGCGCUUAUUAGCUUACUAGCUAUGCAGUUAAUUGUAGCGAAACCCCUAUGGACUUUCGAUACUUUAUUUGUUUCGGAGGAAGAAGGUUUGGUCCGGAAUAUCGACUAUUCUAAAUUGCAAAGCUCAUCUGAAGAGCUACUCUCAGUGGAAGAAGAAAAAAUCCCGACGUCAAAGAAAUCGAAUGGUAUCACAUGUGUUAUUGGCGCGUCUUUACCACCCAGAGCUAUAGAAAAUUCUUAUGAAGUAUUUGCUAAAAUACUGGUACGCGAUUCAAAAGAAGCUACUAAACAGAAAAUGAGAGAAGUGAAAGCGUCGGUUACGAAUAAAGAAAUAAGUUUCGGACACUUUUACAUUAUGCUGAAAACCUUUAAUGAGGUCAUUGUGAGACGGGAAGGCGAAACAAUGCAUAAAGCGCUUAAAGUAAUUGUACACCAAGCAUAUGAGGACAAUGAAAAUUUAUUUGAAGAUGGAGUUUGGUUCGAAAAAAUAAUCAAUGACAUAUUGUGUUUGGUGUUAAAUGCGCAAGCUGAGAAAAAUGUGGUCGAUACCGUGGUUGAGAAGUACUCAAUGCUGGAAGUGAUUAGCACGCAUUUUGAUUUAUUUAAAAAAUUUUGGCUAGAUUAUCGUGCAGCUAAGAGAGCCAAGCUAGAGCAAGAUCGUAUGAAUAAAGAGACUAUUUGUGUGAUUGACGUACAGAAUGUACCAAAAAAUGCAAGCGAAAUUACAUUUAGAGUAUUUUCUGAAAUACUCAUACGCGAUUCCCAGGAAAUUAUUGAAAAUAGAUUGCAGGAAUUAAAACCAUAUAAUGAUGAAAAAGCCGCUUUGAACAGUAUCUUGGAAAAGAUACAAAUUUUGAAGAAUGCAAAUGUAAAACGACGAGGCGAAGAAAUGUUUGAAACACUACGGGAAAUAGAUUCAAACAACGAUGACGACUAUUCACCAUGGUUAAGAAGAGUGAUAGAUCGAAUUUUUUGUCAAGCUCUAAAAUUGCACACAACUAGUGAUGUUAAUAAUUUAAUUGCGAACUCCACAAUAAAAACAGUCAUUAAAGAACAUUUUAAAAUAUUUAAACAAUUUUGGUUGGAAUAUCCAAUUGCAAAGACAACUAAAUUGCCAAAUAUAUAACUCUGUUACAAGCACAAUAUAUUAGCAUACUAUGAUAAAUAUAUUAUUAAAUAUAUUUACGCAUAUACUAAAACAGUAUUAACUUAAAAAAUGUCAACAUAUACUUCAAGUGCCAUAAUUUGUAUUAUAGAUACUAAAAAUUUUAGCUUCUCUUUUAAUGAAGUUUUAUGCAAGAAUAAAUUUACAGACAAUAUAUAUAUAUAUAAUAUGUUGCCUUUUUACUUACAUCAAGGUUGUAUUGUAACGAUUAAUUUGGCAUUAAACAAAUAAUUUCAAUCAAUUCGGUUGAAAAGUUUGGAAAUGUUAUCGUUAAAGCAGUAAUGAAAAUAAAUGUCAUUAUGUUGUGUUAAAUUAGUGUUAAAUCGUUAGCAGAUAAUGUUAAAUCGUUAACAGAUAAUGUUA
Molecule: messenger RNA, 1631 nt
Organism: Ceratitis capitata (Mediterranean fruit fly)
Lineage: Eukaryota; Metazoa; Arthropoda; Insecta; Diptera; Tephritidae
Exons: 2
Coding region: 78-1229 (383 amino acids)
Source: RefSeq, a predicted model, not a curated record